AUGCGAUUGUGGCUGUUUGAUCCGUUUCUGUAUUCGCUGUACUUGCGAACGUUCCUAACAUGGAACUCCGUCAUCAUUCAGAACAACACAACGCCCGAACCACUACCAGGCUCGAACACCAACAUUAACAACAUCAACAACAUCAGAAAAAUCACCAACAUCAGCGCGAAUGAAGAUGCCGCGGAGUUCGUGGUACGUCGGUACCGAGACUACUACAUCAAGGCGAAGAAGAUCACGUGGGAUUACCUGCCCGCGCACGAGAAUCUCGCGGAUUUUAACGAUGACCGCUUCUCAAAGUACGUCUACAAAGAGUACAGCGACAGCUCCUUCCGGUCAGAGAUUCCCAAGCUGAGCUCGUAUGGUCUCGUCGGGCCACUGUUGCAUGGGGAGGUUGGGGAAGUGCUUCGGAUCCACUUCAGGAACGAGGCGGAAGUGCCGCUAUCGGUGCAUCCGCAUGGCGUUCGGUAUACGAAGUCAAACGAAGGAGCUAUUUACCUCGACGGCACAAACAGAACGCAGAAGGCCGACGACGGUGUGCCUCCCGGAAGUGAGUUCACGUACCACUGGCCACUCACUUCCGAGUUCUCCCCGCGCUCCGGCGAUCCCAACUGCCUCCCGUUCGGCUACCACUCGCACGUGGACGCGGACCGGGAGGUGAACGCCGGACUUGUUGGUCUACUCAUCGUCUGCAAAGCAGGCAUUCUGAACGCACAGGGUGUCCGUUCGGACGUGAACAGGGAGCAGGUCCUCUACUUCGACUCCGUCAACGAAGGCGAGUCGCUUCUUACUAGUGAAAAUCUCGAGCGUUGCGGUAACCCCGAUGAAUGCAAGCGUCUGUUCGAAAGCGGCGAUCCGGAGUUCGAGGAGAGCUUGAAAAAGGACUCGAUCAACGGCUACAUGUACGGAAACCUGCCAAAUCUCGCCGUCUGCGCCGGCGACCACGUGGCCUGGUACGUGUUUUCGCUCGGUGCGGAGCUUCAUCCGGUCAACAUCCAGGGGCAGACGUUAAUCGACGGCAUGAAAGUGUUCCUUGACGUCGAGGACUGCGGGUUGACGGACGCCGAUCAGCUGAACGGCAGAGUCCGUCGCUUCUUCCUGUCCACCGAACCGGAAGUGUGGGAUUACGCUCCUUCUGUACCUAGGAUCAAAAAUGAGGAGCACUUGGGAAUACUGGGCCCGAUCAUUAGGGCCGAGAUAGGGGAUACGAUUCAGGUGGUGCUUUUAAACAAGACACCCUUUCCGGUCUCCAUUUUUCUUCAAGGAGUCAGUCUGGAAAGCUCCCAGAAUGGUGUUCGCUCUAGAUUGCCAAUAGACGCAAGCGGAAGUACCGGAAGAACUGUCGCGCCCGGCGACAAAGGCACCUAUACGUUCACGGUGCCCUGGGCGGUUGCCCCAGGCGACGAUGACCCGGACUGCCUGACCUACAUCUACCACUCGAACGCCGACAUGGAGCGUGACGUCAGUUCCGGUCUGAUUGGUCCCCUGCUCGUCUGCAAGCCGGGAACAAUUGACCCGUUUACUGGUCAGCAGAAAUACGUCGAUCGGGAGAUGUUCCUGUACUUCUCGAGUAUUGACGAAAACUACUCCUGGUACCUGUCGGAGAACGUCGCUGCUUACGUCGACAAUAACGUUAACAACGUCAACCUCAAAGACGAAGAUUUCGUGGAAUCUAACGUAAUGAGAUCUGUCAACGGUCGUUCCUAUGGAAACUUAAAGGGUCUAGACGUUUGUCGCGAUGGUAACAUCGUCUGGCACGUGCUCAGCUUCGGGCAGACGGAGGGCAGCCACGUGGUGACGUUUAACGGAAACAACGUCGCUAUCAACGGCGUGUUUCGAGAUACCCAUGUGAUCAUCUCUGGACAAACUCUCGGCGCUUUGAUGAAGCCGAACAACGGUGGUAACUGGUCGGUCUACUGUCACAAUACCCACCAUUAUGACGCCGGAAUGACGGCCCUUUACAACGUGGACACGUGCGGGGCGAGUUCUCCCCCUUUCUACCAGGUCACGGGCAAGGUCAGGCGUUACUAUAUCGCCGCUGUGGAGCGGAAAUGGGACUACUCGCCGCGCACUAUUCAUCCGAUAGAUGGUUCUGAUUAUUCGGAUCCUUCACAUGCGCAGCAUAUUCGAGUACAAAAAGAUGGCCGCUUCAUAGGAAGCAUCUACACAAAAGCAGUUUACAGGGAGUUCACUGAUGCUACAUUUCUUCGCGAAAAGCCAAGGUCCUACGUGGAAGAGCACCUGGGCGUCCUCGGGCCGUUCAUUAAAGCGGAAGUUGGCGACACUGUGAUCGUCGUGUUCAAAAACUCUGCGUCAAGACCGUAUUCGAUUCACGCGCAGGGACUACUUUAUAACAAAUCCAAUGAAGGCAUGCUGUACAACGACGGUCAGAGCAUGAACACAGGAGACGCAGUGCCACCCGGAUCAACUUUUACGUACACGUGGAACGUGCCGAGCACAUCCGGCCCAACUAAUUUUGGUCAGAACUGUAUUAAUUUCAUUUAUCACUCCGCCGUCGAUCCGGUUCGUGAUGUGUACUCCGGUCUCGCGGGACCUAUUGUCGUCUGCAGACCUGGGACUUUGGAUGAUCAUGGUAAACGAAUUGAUUCUGUCGAGAAGGAAUUCGCGCUGCUCUUCUUAGCUUUGGAUGAGAACAAAAGCUGGUAUAUUCAGCAGAACAUCAAGGAAAACUGUCCGCAAGCCGAUGCGACUUCGGCUGAAUUCGUAGAGAGCAACAAAUACGAUUCGAUAAAUGCCCGUAUUUACAACAACGUUGAAGGUCUAAUCGCGAAAUCCGGUGACAACAUCGCCUGGUACAUCAUGGGCCUUGGGGAGAGCGAAGACAUUCACACGGUCCACUUUCACGGACAUACCUACACGUAUCGUACGGGGCAGACGCACGAAGGUGACGUCAUAGAGGUGUUUCCGGGUACAUACGAGACAGUGGAGAUGUUUGCCAAUAAUCCGGGCAUCUGGGCACUACAUUGUCACGUGGGUGAGCACAUGCGCGAUGGAAUGAUGGCAACAUACGAAAUUAUUGAUACACGUGGAGACGAAUCGCGCAAGAAAUCUCAUAAAUAUGGCGAGGAAUACUAAAAAGUGAUCUAUCUUUUUAGUUACGAACAACUGUAUUAGUUGAGGUAUUGCUUCACAAUACG
Molecule: messenger RNA, 3155 nt
Organism: Dreissena polymorpha
Lineage: Eukaryota; Metazoa; Mollusca; Bivalvia; Myida; Dreissenidae
Product: hephaestin-like
Exons: 12
Coding region: 1-3093 (1030 amino acids)
Biological process (GO): iron ion transport
Cellular component (GO): plasma membrane
Molecular function (GO): copper ion binding; oxidoreductase activity
Source: RefSeq, a predicted model, not a curated record